GUGGGGAAUUUCUCUUAUCUCUAUAACUUAAUACACAGGAGACAACGAUGAACACAUCUAUGCAGACUCUAUCUCUUGAGCUCCCUCAGCCACCUGUGAUUGGUAAGGUCAGUCACCAUAGUAUUGAGCUGAGCUGGAUUAAUGAAGACAGAAAACGUCAAGAUGGUCCCCCUGAAUGCUGGACCAGCUUUUCUGUGGAGCAGAUGGACACAAAAACAGACACAUACAGAACCAUUUACAUAGGGUAUGGCACCCAUCAUAUUGCAGAGGGACUGAAGCCCAGCACCUCUUACAGUUUCAGAUUGAGAGUCACCAAACCCUCAGGGUUGGGCUGCCUCAGCCCAGCGGUGUCUGUCUUCACCACCCGAGAGCCUUUCAGUGGGAGGAACCUCCACCAGGCUGUGAGCAGCGAAGAUGUGAAGGGGCUGACCAUAGUGCUGCAGUCUGGGUGA
Molecule: messenger RNA, 452 nt
Organism: Myxocyprinus asiaticus (Chinese sucker)
Lineage: Eukaryota; Metazoa; Chordata; Actinopteri; Cypriniformes; Catostomidae
Product: fibronectin type 3 and ankyrin repeat domains protein 1-like
Exons: 4
Coding region: 48-452 (134 amino acids)
Biological process (GO): regulation of apoptotic process
Cellular component (GO): nucleus
Molecular function (GO): protein binding
Source: RefSeq, a predicted model, not a curated record